Molecule: messenger RNA, 2235 nt
Organism: Anarrhichthys ocellatus (wolf-eel)
Lineage: Eukaryota; Metazoa; Chordata; Actinopteri; Perciformes; Anarhichadidae
Gene: iqck
Product: IQ motif containing K
Exons: 9
Coding region: 995-1996 (333 amino acids)
Molecular function (GO): protein binding
Source: RefSeq, a predicted model, not a curated record
AUUACUAUACAACAAUAUUUUUGAUCAAUAUUUCAAUUUUGGUUCAUCCAUUAUUUAGAGCCAACAGUAAUAGAUCAUCAUGUAGGACAGAAACUUUUCCUUGAAGGAGAGCAACACAUCAGGAACAUCUUAACUAAAAUACAAGAUGAUGAGCGGAAUGAAACCAAAAAAACUUAAAAUAACAAUUAAUUGUUCUUCUGAAAACGCACCAUUAGGUGCAAUGAUAGCCAGAUAUCCCUGUAAAUUAAGUACAUGACAUCUUGGGUAUUUAAAAUGAAUGUGUAAACUAUCAAUGUAUGGCGUUAUUAGGGUAGAAAGGGGCUUUUACAUGCAUAAACGCCUACAAGAGGGUUCAUUAAUAGAGUUUACUUAAAUAUUUACAGCAGUCUUAAAAACAAAAAUACCAUUCGGAGUAAACCAAAUAGAAACGCUGACAUGCAAUGAUAUAUGAUAAAGCAUAAUGCCUCAAAUGUUUUUUAUAGAGAGGCAAAUACGAUCACACUAUGGAUCUUCAGUCAUGAAGGCUUUUGAUAAUUUAUUUUAAGUCCUCUGCUCCCCUCUAGCGGAGAAUAGUGGAACAACCGAAUCAAAGAGGUGCCGUUUGUUUUGCAUGAAUUGCACCGUUCAGGUAGGCUACGUUUUAGUCCCUAUCAUAUAAACUAGUAACGUUAUCACGAUGUGUUGCACUGUGAUGAUAAAAAGUGUUAAUACCCCGUAAGUAUUGAAGCUGUAGUUAACGGUACAGACGGAAGUCGGACUCUGUAUUUAUAUAUAUUUUCGGUGAGCCAUCGUGUUGUAUUUGAGAAACUGUUGAGUCAUUGAUUAGGACAUUCUUUUGUUUUAAACAACCUUCAGCAUUUGUUUUAUUGUCCCUUAUUAUGUCUCCUUCUGCUCCUGUAGUCCAUGCUUGUGUUUACACCGGAAGUCAAAGGCAUGACUACUGCCUUGACAACCGAACGUGUCCCUGGCAACCACAGGAGCGACCGUCAAAAUAAUGGCGAAGUUAAUCGGUGACAUAAAAUCCCUUUGGCAGCAAGAGUGUGAAGAGUAUGAAGCGGAGCAGCGCAGUGCUGUGUGGACUGAUAGCUCAAUGAGCACCCAGCUCUCCCAGUACAGCACCAGUACACACUCUGCUUUGUCCUAUGGACUCAGCACAGCCACGAUGUUUGUGGACGAUGGUCCUGUGAGAGACGUUGACCCGCUUCUUUGCCACCCUGGCUCCUCUGAACUCUGUUCAAGCCAGAAGCGCCCGUCAGCUGCUGGAACUACAUCGCCUCCACAACUACAUGAACGUCCUGUUGCACGGUUUUUGGAGAGGAGAGUGUUUCCAGUGUUGUUGCCUGGACUUGAGGCUUUGCUGAAAGAAGCCCAGAAACAUGGCUGUUACGAGAGGCUAAAAACAGCCUUUAACCCGUGUGACUUCCUGACUGAGUGGCUAUACAACCAAAACCCCCGCAGACGAGAACAGGUCCCAGUGAACUUCCAUGACAUCCCUUUUGUCAAAGACUUUCUCAGCAUGCACCCCAGGUCUCCCAUCCCUCUGUAUCUACUGCUGAGUGAGGAUCAGGCUGCUCUGCUCAUCCAGGCCUUCUGGAGGGGAUAUAAGAUCAGGGCACGCCCAGAUGUGCAGGAGCUGCGCCAGUGGCAGAAAGAACUGAGAGAGAACAGCGACAUUGGUAAAACUGUUGAGCAGUUCUGGGCCCAACAAGAGAGCCGAGUGGGCUCUGCCAUGACAGAUCUUCCAGGAAGCCCCCAGCCUGGCGAGUCAGAUGUAUCCAUCCAGGUGAUGUCCCCAACCCCCCAGAGCACCGUGGUCCACACCCCCACCCCUCAGAUGUCCCCUGAGGGUGUUGAGUGGCUGACCCCCAGCGUUUGCAGCGUGGAGAAAAUGGCCUCCACACCAUCCCUGACCAAUUUCCUGGCUGUAUCCGUGCAUGGUGACAAAUCCCUGACAGCAGCGUCUCCUCCUUUACUAGGAACUCAUAACCUGAGCUAGGCUGGUGGUACUGUGAACUGAAAUCAUUAGCUCAUUCCCGUGAACAAAUUGUUUUCUGUUUUUUAGAGGCUGUUAAACUCUAUGAGGUUGACGUGAAACUCACCAAAAUGCUCAGUCAAACAAGCCAUAAAAACCGCCUGUAACCAAUAUGAUAUGGCCAGGCAGGGAUUUAUGGUCUGAGAUUCGUGUCUAAUUAGUUGAUUGCUUUCAUUGCUUUUUUGAUGGAUCACUUCCCUACA